Cryptomeria japonica (Japanese cedar) is the source of this 2352-nucleotide messenger RNA. RefSeq lists its product as uncharacterized. The record is from RefSeq and is a predicted model, not a curated record. Lineage: Eukaryota; Viridiplantae; Streptophyta; Pinopsida; Cupressales; Cupressaceae. Bases 1 to 2352 code for a protein of 783 amino acids. The transcript has a single exon.
AUGGACGCAGCAUGUCAUUUAAUGUCGGCUGUCAUUCAAGGUUAUGCGGAGCUGAUUUCAACGGAAUGGUUGGUAGGGAUUCUACUCCUCAUUAGCAUGACAUUGCAGCUUGUAUUGGUUGUUCUUGGUGCGCACAGAUAUCAUAGUUCAAGAGGAAUUUUACGGUUAAUGGUGUGGGGAGCUUACAUUGGUGCGGAUACUGUGGCUAUAACUGCAUUAGGAAUUAUGAUGCAUAGCGGUCGGAGUGGGAUAUAUGGCAUAUGGGCACCAGUGUUAUUGCUGCAUUUGGGGGGCCCAGAUGCCAUAACUGCCUAUUCCACGGCAGAUAAUGAGCUAUGGUUGAGACAUGGAUUCAACAUGCUUUAUCAAGUUUCAGUGGCAGUCCGUGUUAUUAAAUCAUCAGCACUAGAAGGUUAUCCAUUGGUUUCUGCUAUUUUUCUGCUGAUUGCAGGAGCCACCAAGUAUGGAGAGAGAACGCUUGCUUUGUGGUUCGCUAGCUAUUCUCAAAUACUUAAGUCAUGUCUGCCAAUUUCGACUUACAUAAAGGAAAAAGAUGUUUUGAAAGAUCGUGGUUAUAAUGUUUUGCAAGAUCGUGGUUAUAUCAUUAUGGGAGAGAAGCAAGUGCAGAGAAUGAUCGAAAAGAAGUCUGAAGAAUCUUCAGUGGAAGGAAGCGGUAUAAAUGCAGGGCGAGAGGAGCCUUCACUGAAAGAAAGAGAUAAAGAAGCAAGGCGAGGUUCGCCUUCAUCGAAAGGAAGUGAUAUAGAAGUAGGGCGAGAGGCGCCUUCAUUGGAAGGAAGAGAAAAAGAAGUAGGGCUACAGGCGCUUUCACUAGAAGGAAGAGGGAUAGUAACCACUAAGGAUGUCGACAACGCUCGUUUACUGAGGUCAGCAACUAUUAAAAAUAGUAAUAUGAUUGAGGACUACAUUCUCUGUCUCUCCCAUGCGCUGUUCAAAAUGUAUAUGCGUAGGUUUGUAAGUUUGUAUUUUGAUGAAGGGGAUUGGCAGGAGACGAGAGCUUUCUGGUGUAAGAUCAAUGGAAAGCAAGCAUUCAGAAUUGUAGAGAAAGAAUUGAAAUUCAUGUACGAUGUUCUCUUCUCCAAAGGAAGUGGCACAGCGUUCGGUACAUAUGGGAUUGUAUUGCGGCUUCUCAACUGCGUUCUCAUGGGAGCGGCAGGAUUUCUGAUACUCAGAGAAAGAGAGGAAAGAAAAACACAGCGGACGGUGACAUACGUUGUGAUUUCAGUGGCGGUUGUGGUGGAGGUGUUUCAGUUCUGCCGAAUUAUGGCAUCAGACUGGACCAGGGUCCGCUUAAUUUGCGCUCGGGUUGACGAUAUUAAACAUCCCCUCUCAAAUAGAGCUGUGAAGUGGCUCAGAAUCAGUACAUUGAAGGUGAUAGAGAUUGCAGUGCUUGUGCUGGGCAAGGUUCAGAAACUGGUUGAAGGAGAUAGAUACUGGAGCAACGGAAUACACCAGCAUUGCCUCAUAGGGACUUGCCUGAACAGGUCUCGCUUCGUGAGGAAGAUGGCUAAAGUCUUACCGAAUGCAGAUAUUUAUUUUGCAAGCUGGCACACCGAUACAGUAUCUGUCCCAGAGAAUCUCAAAGACUUCAUUUUCGACAUCCUCAAACGGAUAUGUUCUCCGACGAAGGGUAUUGCAACAUGCAGAGAGGAAAUUUUCCUCUUUGAGGAGUAUAUAAUUGAAGAGGAAUCUGAAAUCAGGGAUGUCGUGUCGGCACAUGACAGUCUGGAGGAGGUCAUUCUGGUAUGGCACAUAGCUACCACAAUAUGCGACAGGCAUAGAAAACCGUCCGAAAUGAUCCAGAACGAGAAUGAGAAUGUGCAGUGGAGUAUAAUACUUUCGAGGUACUGUUCAUAUCUGCUAGUAUCACGCCCCCGCCUUUUGCCUGUCCACCCAGAUAUGGCAAGCAUUAAAUACACGAAACUUGUGGAUCAACUUAUGGCAAAGAAUUAUAUUCGCUGCAGUGACUCAACUGUACUAGGCUCCGGGAUAAAAGUAGCCCGCAAGCUGUUAGAAAAUGAAGAAGAGAAACGGUGGAAGCUAUUGGCGGAGUACUGGGCUGGAUUGUUCAUAUCCAUGGCGGCGUACAAUAAGGCAGCAUUUCAUGCAGAAUGCGUGGCUGGUGGAGGAGAAUUUCUAAGCCAAGUGUGGGUUUUACUGGGUCAUAUGGGAUGUGGAGAACAGUCCGACUCUGCCGUUAAAAAGAAGAUGGAGAGCUCAAAGGGACGCGUGCUUCAGGAUCAGGAGCGGGACAGGGCGCGGGCACGGCUCCCGCGCGUGCGUGGGGGGCGAGUGCCGUUUGAGAGGGAGCUGUUCGGGGUUCCGGGGAUUUAA